This is a messenger RNA of Trachemys scripta elegans, 6662 nucleotides long. It is a transcript of the gene BUB1, whose product is annotated as BUB1 mitotic checkpoint serine/threonine kinase. Gene Ontology annotation, molecular function: ATP binding; protein kinase activity. Gene Ontology annotation, biological process: protein phosphorylation; meiotic sister chromatid cohesion, centromeric; mitotic spindle assembly checkpoint signaling. The transcript has 25 exons. The record is from RefSeq and is a predicted model, not a curated record. Lineage: Eukaryota; Metazoa; Chordata; Testudines; Emydidae. The coding region runs from base 50 to 3412 and encodes 1120 amino acids.
CCGGGCCGUUGAGCACGGAAUUGGCUCUCGCUGACUGUCCCGUGCGGCCAUGGAGCUCGCGGCUCGCGCGCGGAUGUUUGAAGCCCAGAUACAGAGCUAUCAAGGAGACGACCCCCUCGAUCCCUGGGACAGAUACCUGCAAUGGGUGGAAAGUGCUUUCCCGCUUCAAGGCGGACAGGGAUGCUUGUCCGCUUCGUUAGAGCAGCUUGUGAAAGUGUUUAUCAGUGAGGAGAGGUACCACCAGGAUCCGAGAUUCGUUAAGUACUGCAUUAAACUAGCAGAAUUCAUCAGUGCUCCUAGUCAAUUUUUUGACUAUAUCUACAGCCAAGGAGUUGGUACUAGGACAUCUGCUUUGUACAUUGCUUGGGCUCAACAGCUUGAAACUGAAGGGAAUAUACAGCAUGCUGGUGCUGUUCUUCAAAAGGGUAUUCAUAACCAGGCAGAACCAAUGGAAAAUCUGCAAGAACAAUACAGACUGUUCCAGAGUCGUAUCCCUCAAAGUCAUCCAUUGACGCAAGUUGCUGCCUUAAAACAACUUCACAAUUUCCAGACUCCAAAUCAAAUGGCUCCUAGAAAAGAUGUCUCAGAAUCUGAUGACCCAGCCUGUCUCUCCAAAAGUCAGGAUCCAACUCUUUCUGCAGCUCAGUCCUCUCAGGAUGGCGCGGGAAAAGUAGAGUAUCUUACUUACAUUUCAAAGUCAGCAGUUCUUCCAAAGCUAUCUUCGACCUCCAAUGAAUUUGAGCAAGUGGCGAUGUACAAUAAAAGUAUGCUCAUCUGUGAAGGCUCAGAGCUUUCAUUUGAGGAAGUGAGAGCGAAGAUUGUUUACCGAAAACAAAAAAGAUUGAGACGACAAAAAGAAUGGGAAGAGGAAGAGAGGAACUACGCAAAGAGAAAAGAAUCUGCCAUCCUUGAAAUGCAGUUCUUGCAGCAGAAGCUGGAACAGCUUAGUCAGCUGACCAAAGACUAUCCAGAAGCUAAGCUGGAAGAGGCGUCCAUGCUACAGUCUGUUCCAGAUAGAAUGGUGGUUGAUCCAUGUGUGAAACCAGUUCCUGCUCUACAGCAAGAUUGGACAGCAUCUUCUCAGACGACAAAUCUGCAAACCUCAUGGUGCCUGGGGCCAGACCAGCUGCAAUCAAGGGCUGCAGCAAGUACUUCAACAGCAGAUACUUCUGUACCAAAGCCUGUUGAAGCUGCUAGCCAUCAGUCUGUGUCCGCGUCACUAUCAAUGGUAACAUGUGAAAAGGUCACAGGCAAAGCUAAUGUAGAUCUUGGAGAACUCCAGAACACUCUAUCACAACUUGAGCUCAACAGUGGUGAUGCUGUGUCUCAGCCUAUUCAGGAAUAUUCCGCAUUCAGUCAUGGCCACUCCACUGGACAGCAGCACUCAAAUGUGAGCACUCCUGGUCUCAAAUUAGAUCACUGCACAGCGAUGAAAGAAGCACCUAGAAUUGGAAAUGCUUCUGUCAGCUUUGGAAAUGCUUCUCAAGCCACCCCGAAUACCUCCCUGGGAGGAGUGAUGCAGGCAACUCCGUUCAAAGUGCAGCCCUCACCCACUGUUCAUACUAAAGAAGCACUGGGAUUUUUAAUGGACAUGUUUCAGACACCUAUCCUGCCUGAAAUGCCUUCUCUUCAAGAAAAUCAGGAGAAAUUUGAGGCCUAUUGUAGAAAAAGUGAGCCUGGUAAAAGCAUGAAAGCUAAUGACACUGCUCCUGUUGUGUCUGCUUUUUCCAUUUUUGAAGAUGAGAAUGAAAAAGAAAACAACAGGUUCCCACAGCAAAAAAACAAGCUUGCCCAGGCCAGAGCCUUCGGAGAACAUCCCUUACUCAGAUGUGCUGAGCAAUCAAAAGAAGGAACUCGGACAACUGAGUUCUUGAUGGAUGACUCCACUGUGUGGGCUCUGCAGUGUAAUAACAAAACACUGGCACCCAGUCCCAACAGCACAAGAGACUUUGCACGUGCUACCCAGCUUGCUUCAACCCCAUUUAACUACCUGUCAGCGCAUUCAUGGCAACCCAUGGAGGACAAAGAAAAUGCAGUCCACAACAAUGAUGGUAAGAUGGUUCUGGAUUCUUCUGAGGAGCAGUACAUCGACGCGUCCAAAACCAGGAAGCUAAGCCCAGUUUUGGAGCAGAGCCCAGAACAAGGAUCUCUGCCAGGAAAUGCACCCUCUGCAGCUGCUUCUGCAGUAUUAAACCAGCAACUAGCUCCUGAGAAGGCUGUGUUGGAGACUUUGCAAGCAGCCAGGGGAUAUUCAGAUGAGGAAACGGUGCUAACUGUAUGUAAAGAGUCAGUCAGUACUCCACGGAUUCUCGUGUGUGCAGAGGACAGGACAUACCAGAAUGUUAAAACUCCAGUCAUUGUUGAAAACCCUUGGGACGAGGGCUUAAUUCGCAAACUUCUAUCAAGGCUACCUAAGCCGCUGAGUACCUACUCCAAUACAUUUGAAUGGAAAUCCAGUCUUCCCACUAUCAAACUGAAGACUGAACUUACACUGGGUCCUAACUCAUUCCAUGUGGAGUACUUACUUGGAGAAGGGGCUUUUGCUCAUGUCUAUCAGGCUUCUGUCCUGGAUACAAAUAACCCUAAAAAUAACCAGAAAGUAAUAUUAAAGGUGCAGAAGCCUGCAAGCCCUUGGGAGUUCUAUAUAGCAUCUCAGCUGAUGGAGAGGCUUAAACCAAGUGUGCGACAUCUCUACAUCCAGUUUUAUUCUGCUCACUUCUUCCAAAAUGGAAGUAUAUUAGUUGGUGAGCUAUACAACUAUGGAACUUUACUGAAUACCAUAAAUAUUUACAAAAAGCUUCCUGAAAAAGUGAUGCCUCAAGCACUAGUAAUCUAUUUUGCUGUAAAAAUUCUAUACAUGGUGGAAGAGCUCCAUAACUGUGGAAUCAUUCAUGGUGACAUUAAACCUGAUAACUUCAUACUUGGAGAAAGGCUUUUGGAUAAUGACACCUGUGACAUAGACAGUCUCUCUCAUGGUCUGACAGUCAUUGACUUGGGUCAAAGUAUAGACCUGAAACUCUUUCCUGAAGGAACUGCGUUUACAGGAAAGUGUGAGACAUCUGGAUUUCAGUGCAUUGAAAUGCUGACACAGAAACCAUGGAACUACCAGACUGAUUACUUUGGAAUUGCUGGAACAAUAUACUGCAUGCUCUUUGGCACCUACAUGAGGGUGAGAAAUGAAGAAGGGAUCUGGAAAACUGAAGGAGUCUUCAGAAGGAUUCCUAAUGCAGAAUUGUGGAAUGAGUUCUUCUGCAGCCUCCUGAACAUACCAGACUGCCAUCACCUUCCAUCUUUGGGAGCUUUACGCAAAAAGCUAAGAGACUUAUUCCAAAAGUCGUAUGCUAAGGAAAUAAAGUUCCUUCGUAACCGGCUUGUGGUGUUGCUCAUAGAAAACAAACGUUCACGAAAAUAAGCCUUGAAUUUAAAGACUUCUGUUUCUCUUACUAUGGAGAGAAGCUUUCUAUAUAUACUUUUUAAAUGUCAUGUCUUUUCAAAAUACACUUGGUUUGCUACUGAUCUUUGAGUGAACUUUGUCCUUGACAACUUGAAUAUUUGCCUCUACUGUCAUGAAGAAACUAAUCUACACAAGCUACAUGACUUUUUAGGAAAUUCUAACUUGAAUGUUUAAAGUUACUUUGGCGGACUUCAAUGUGGGAGACCAGCUGGAGGUCUCAUGCAGCAGUAGUAAAACCUCCUCUGCUUUCAAAAACAAUGAUUUUUUUUUCUACCACAAGGUAUAUUGUCCAUAAUAGUUACAUCAUAUUGGGUACAUGAUGCAUAAAGAUGAACUGAUAAACAGAUGGAAGGUAGUGGCUGCUUUGAGACCAGUCAUCAUGACUAGUUGGGUUCAUUAUGGGCAAAUGGAAGAAAGGCCCAACCAGUUCAUAGAUUCCAUGGCCAGAAGAGACCAUUGUGAUCCUCGACUGACCUCCAUAACAUAGGCCAGAGAACUACUUUGACCUGAAACAAAAUGUUUCCUAUUUGGAAUCCCUUUUAGAGUGUCUGACAAGGCUGUAAUGCCCAUUCAAAUAGCUUAAAAUAGGCCUUUUUUAUAAAGAAAGCAAAUCUGACCUGAAAAACUGUGGAGUGCAACAUAAAAACUGGAUUUAAUAUCAUCUCUGACCAUUGCAGGAAUUUAUCCAGAAUAGAUUAACGUCUAUCCUCGUGUGAAGUUAAGGCUUCUGGUCAGACCUGCUUAGAAUUCUGGACCAGCUCUCUGCACAGGAAUUGUAAUUGUGCCUGUGAAGCUUAGAGAAGAGGCCAAGAUUCUUUAUCUGGUAGUUGCUGCUCAGAGGCAGAGACAUUAGGUGUUACCAUUGCCACUUUAGGAACAAAAAAAGAAUUGUACUUCCAUCAUGCUUGGAGAUGUAAUUAAAUGCUGUGUCCUUUUGUAGAAGGUCACAUGUUUCCAAACCUGAGCUCACCAGAAACACAGCAUCUCCAGCCAUCAGAACACUUGUUUACUGAAAGGAAUGGUAUGCAAAGUAGUGACACUGCUGCUCCCUAAUAGGCGGGAUGCCAGUGAAUAGAGGCUACACCAUAACCCAGAAGACUGGCAAGCUUAGACAGACCCUGCUUUACAAUUAACUCUGAAAGAGUUACUAUUUAAUGUAGCUUUCCUCAGGAGCUUGAGACAAUAGUGCACGCAACAUGCUGAUGCAGACCUUCUGCUUCCUUUUGUUUGCUCAGCCUCAGAGACCUGUAGGACCUGAAGCAGGCGUUAAGCUUUCUGACCUAUGUCAUAGAGGGCUUGAAAUAAGAAAGUGUUCCCUGCUACUGUAGCAUAAAGGUUUAAACAAUGAGAACACCCUGCUUUCCGGCUGGAAUCUGCUGAUCUUUAUGCACUGCUGGGAGACUGAAACAGUGUCCAGGACACCAUGUGCUGCACAUUAUCACUUCUGUGCUUCAGAGUAGAACAGUGACCUCGAGGGAGGGCAUUGUCCAGUCAGUGACUGGCUGGGUUAAGAGCACUUGAUUCUCCAGCUAGCCAUUCACCUACAGACAAUGACCGGUGUAGAGACAAUCACUACUUUACCCCAGCACACUUUCUUGUCCAGAAGCUUUAUGGUGAGUUCCCGUUACAGGUGCUGUGACAGGGAAAUGGAUUUGUGACAGUUUGGGAUGCCCAUCCUGUUCAUCAGACCACCCUUUCCCUGCUUUUAGACUUCUACUGCCAUCUGAUACCCAGCUCCAGCUCCCACAUCACACAGAACCAAGAGAGGCAGAGUUCAGAAAGCCAGUGGCAGUUCCGGGUAGAAGUCUCCUGUUCCAGGGCUGACAGCACUACUGGGCUGAAGACAAAUUGUGGCAAGCAGAAGGCUUCCUACACUGUUAGAGGGAAGUAGGAUGGAGCCGAUAUGGCCUGGGGAGAGGAGAACAUAACUGACACAGGCUACUAAUUGAUAAUGUUAUGGGAAUUUUAGUCACAUUUGUAACUAUUAUGCAGCAACAUGACUCAAAUUGCACGCUUAUUCUAGCAAUCUUGCCUCGCCAAACUCACAGAAAGCCUGAGGGAAAAAAAGUAAAGUCAGUCACUAGAAUCUUAAUUAGAUAUGUGAAGGGUAACCUAUUUCACAUCUAGCCCAACCUCUGCCAGCAAAGGGAGAACAAAGUUUUAUGGGCACCACCUUCCCUUUCAACACCGCAGCCCUCCAUUGCUUGCUUUGUUUAAAACGCUCGAUUCUAUUGACAGAAGAACCACUGACCUACAGUAUUUUGCUAGCUCUUCAGCUGGUCUAGUCUCAAAUGCCUCCAGAAAGGAGGCUUUCACUGUUUUCAUAGGAGACUGUUCAAAGGAUGUGCAUUCCCUCCUCACCACUAUUUAUCUUUUGUCCUUCUGUUUGUCUUGUCUAUUUCAUUUCUGUUUUGUACCUUAAAGGCUGUAGCCCCCCCUCUAUUUAGGAGCCUCUCUACCCGCCUCAUUUUCCACUGUAUUGUGGAGUUUGCAAAUUGAAACUUAAUUAGUUGUAGUAAGAAAUCCCUUGCAGCCUGUAAUUAGAACAUAGAAUUUAGAAGAGAAAUUAUUGCUUCACUAAAGGGCAAAUUACAAAGAUUACCAAUUUGCUAGCACACAAACACAAAUGCAGCCUGCUGGCAGAGGGCUUGCACUGAGGUUACCAAGGCAUCACCCUCUGGAAUGUAAAAAUAUGCAGAAUGCUUUGUGGACUCUUUCAUUGGAUUCUUAAAUCAUUAUGCUCCCGCAUAAGAUAUUGAUGCUUUCUUAGUACAUUUUACAGAGCUUGUUGCCUGGAAUACAUUUCCAGCAUAAGGAGUGACACCUUUUGUCCUAUGUCUAUAGAAAGGAGUUAGGGUAGUCCUUUUUACCUUCAUGGGGAGCAAGAAUUUUUGGGAAGAUUGUUCUACAUUUUUGCUUCUGCAAUAAGUGAAAAUGUGGCUGCAGUAUGUAACUGGAAUAAGUAUCUAAAGCACCCACAUGCACUUUGCGUUAUAUGUAAGAGUAUCUUAAUUAUAAAUACAAAAAUGGGCCUGGUCUUUUAAAUAAACAGGAAGCUCAAAAAAUCCAACUAUAGCAAAACAUGCAUGCCCAGAGACCUCAAAUUUAAGACUUAAAAAACAAGCGAAAAAGAUCAAAAGCAAUUAAAAAUAAUCUGUGCUUAUUUUGCAGUAUUGUCUAUGCUCUGACAUACUGCGGUCAGAAUUUG